Corylus avellana is the source of this 2266-nucleotide messenger RNA. RefSeq names its product pentatricopeptide repeat-containing protein At2g22410, mitochondrial. Gene Ontology annotation, molecular function: protein binding; RNA binding. Gene Ontology annotation, biological process: RNA modification. The record is from RefSeq and is a predicted model, not a curated record. Lineage: Eukaryota; Viridiplantae; Streptophyta; Magnoliopsida; Fagales; Betulaceae.
ACACCGGAGAAGAAAGCAAAAUUAUGGCUUCUUCAACUUGCAACCGCCUGAUCGGCAGAACCUCCCUCUCAACCCUCAAAUCAACCAUCAAACAAAACCUCCGUGCCUCCGUUCUCGACGGCUCUGCGACGAAAUAUAAUGAAAUUACAAUUUAGUAGUACACAAGUGCUCCACUCUCUCAGGCCACUCUCUUCAACCUCCACCAAAAAACACAAAUGGAACUCUACCACCAACGUUAUAAUCACCAACCCAACUCUACAAAUCAUGGAAUCGUGCGCAAACAUGCUCCAAUUGAAGCAAAUUCAAGCCCACAUGACCGUUACUGCCCUCAUUACUCACACAUUCCCUGUGAGCCGGGUCUUAGCCUUUUGCGCUCUAGCUGACACCGGUGACAUUGAUUAUGCCCGUGUGCUUUUUUCUCAGAUUGAAAACCCCAAUACUUAUAUAUGGAACACAAUGAUCAGAGGCUACUGUAAAGCUAAAGUUCCCACUAUGGGGUUCUUGUUUUUUCGUCGAAUGGUUAGAGAACGCGUCCAAAUGGACCGCCGGAGCUUUGUUUUUGCGCUCAAGGCGUGCGAGCAGUUUUGUACAGUUUUAGACGGGGAAUCAGUUCACUGCUGUAUUUGGAAGAUGGGUUUUGAUUCGGACUUGGUAGUGCGAAAUGGGUUGGUUCAUUUUUAUGCUACUCGUCGGUGUUUGAAACUUGCGCGUAAAAUGUUCGAUGAAACUUCUCUGAAAGAUGUUGUUACUUGGACCUCGAUGAUUGAUGGGUAUACGGUGCAUAAUUGUACGGAUGAGGCUUUGCAAUUAUUUAAUUUGAUGCUAUUGAGUGAUGUUGAGCCAAAUGAGGUUACUAUGAUUGCGGUUCUUUCAGCGUGCUCACUGAAAGGGGACUUAAGUAUGGGGAAGAGUAUCCAUGAAUAUAUACAAAAGAAGAAUUUGAAUUCGAGCCUGAAUUUGCAAAACGCUAUGUUGGAUAUGUAUGUAAAAUGUGGUAGCCUGGUUGCUGCUAGAGAGAUUUUUGACAACAUGAUAAAUAGGGAUGUGUUUUCAUGGACUAGCAUGGUUAAUGGGUACGCAAAGUUUGGCAAACUGGAUUUGGCAAGGAAGUUUUUUGAUGACAUGCCAGAAAGAAAUGUGAUUUCUUGGAGUGCAAUGAUUGCAGGUUAUUCUCAGAAUAAUCAACCAAAGGAAGCUUUGAAAUUAUUUCUUGAUAUGGUAGAGGCAGGUUUGGUUGCAAUAGAGAACACUUUGGUGUGUGUGCUUUCUGCUUGUAGUCAACUUGGUUCUUUGGAUUUGGGUCAAUGGAUUCACCACUACUACAUCAAUCAAAAGCGGAUUCAACUUAGUUUGAUUCUAGCAAAUGCAUUUAUUGACAUGUAUGCAAAAUGUGGGAGAAUUGAUGCGGCUGCAAUGAUCUUCAAUGAAAUGUUGGAGAGAGAUUUGGUUUCUUGGAAUUCCAUGAUUGUUGGAUAUGCUUCUCAUGGACAUGCGACCAAAGCCCUUUCCCUUUUCGAGAAGAUGAUCAGUUUGCGAUUUACGCCCGAUGAAAUCACAUUUGUGGGUCUGUUGUCAGCUUGCAGUCAUGGUGGUUUAGUUUCUGAAGGUCGAGAAUAUUUUGAAAGCAUGGAAAGAAAUUUUGGGAUAGAGCCAAAGGUUGAACAUUAUGCUUGCAUGAUUGAUUUAUUUGGUCGGGUGGGGCUACUAGAAGAAGCUUAUGAGUUAAUAGCAAAAAUGCCAAUGAAAGCAAGCAUAGCAGCAUGGGGUGCUCUUCUUAAUGCUUGUAGAAUGCAUGGGAAUGUUGAGAUGGCAAAGCUUUCUGCCUUUAAGCUUUUGGAGUUGGAUCCCGAAGACAGCGGGAUUUAUUCAUUGCUUGCAAAUAUUUGUGCUCAUGAGAGAAGAUGGGGUGAUGUGAAGAUGAUCAGAAGCAUGAUGAGAGAGAGGGGUGUGAAGAAGACUCCUGGGCGUAGCCUGAUAGAGAUAGAGGGAGACUUUUGUGAAUUUUUGGUUGCUGAUAAAUCACACCCUCAAUCCGAAGAGAUUUAUCGAGUAUCAAACGAAAUGUUUUUGCUGUCCAAACUGGAAGAUUUUGUGCCAAAUACUUCCCAAUUCAUCAACUUUCAUGUAUAUUGUGAUGUUCUCUUAACAACUUGAGAUACAAAGUCUUUGGGAAUUGGGAGGGAGAAUUUUUUGGUGGUGGAAGGACUUCCCGCUUUUGUUCGGGGAUUGCAUACAAUGAAAUAUCUAAUGUUGAAAUUGAUUUUCA